AUGAAGACCUCCUUGCUCACAGCUUCCGUGCUGCUGGGCUAUGCCUCCGCCGAGGUUCACAAGCUCAAGCUCAACAAGGUCCCCCUGUCCGAACAGUUUAUCACUCGCAACAUUGCCGACCAUGCAAACGCUCUGGGCCAGAAGUACAUGGGCCAGUUCCAGCAGCAGGUGCUUGACGAUGAGCCCGUCAACGCCCUGGGUAGCCAUGAUGUCUUGGUUGACAACUUCAUGAACGCCCAAUACUUCUCCGAGAUCGAGCUCGGUACUCCUCCUCAGUCUUUUAAGGUCGUCCUCGAUACUGGUAGCUCCAACCUGUGGGUUCCGUCGUCGGAGUGUGGCUCCAUCGCCUGCUACCUCCACCAGAAGUUCGAUUCUUCCUCCUCUUCCACAUACAAGAAGAAUGGUACCGAAUUCGCUAUCAAAUACGGAUCCGGCAGCUUGAGCGGAUUCGUGUCCAAGGACAACCUGAAGAUCGGUGACUUGAAGGUCACGGGACAAGACUUUGCCGAAGCUACCAACGAGCCUGGUUUGGCGUUUGCCUUUGGCCGCUUCGACGGCAUUCUCGGUCUUGGAUUCGACACCAUCUCAGUCAACAAGAUUGUCCCUCCCUUUUACAACAUGAUUCACCAGGGUCUUCUCGACGAGCCGGUCUUUGCCUUCUACCUUGGAGAUGCCAACAAGGAGGGCGACAGCUCUGUGGCCACAUUCGGUGGUAUUGACAAGAGCCACUACGAGGGCGAGCUGAUCAAGAUCCCCCUUCGCCGCAAGGCCUACUGGGAGGUUGAUCUUGACGCCGUUGCCCUUGGCGACGAGGUUGCCGAGCUCGACAACACUGGUGUCAUCCUUGACACCGGUACUUCUCUGAUUGCCCUUCCUUCUAACCUCGCUGAGAUGAUCAACGCCCAGAUUGGUGCUAAGAAGGGGUUCACUGGCCAGUACAGCAUUGACUGUGCCAAGCGCGGCUCUCUCCCCGACCUCACAUUCACUCUGACCGGCCACAACUUCACCAUCGGUCCCUACGACUACACCCUCGAAGUCCAGGGAUCUUGCAUCAGUGCUUUCAUGGGUAUGGACUUCCCCGAGCCCGUUGGCCCUCUGGCCAUUCUCGGUGAUGCUUUCCUGCGCAAGUGGUACAGCGUGUAUGACCUCGGCAACAGCGCCGUCGGUCUCGCCAAGGCCAAGUAA
Aspergillus mulundensis is the source of this 1185-nucleotide messenger RNA. RefSeq names its product Vacuolar aspartyl protease (Proteinase A). Lineage: Eukaryota; Fungi; Ascomycota; Eurotiomycetes; Eurotiales; Aspergillaceae. Gene Ontology annotation, biological process: proteolysis. Gene Ontology annotation, cellular component: fungal-type vacuole. The record is from RefSeq and is a predicted model, not a curated record. The coding region runs from base 1 to 1185 and encodes 394 amino acids. The transcript is spliced from 4 exons. Gene Ontology annotation, molecular function: aspartic-type endopeptidase activity.